AUGGGGAACAACCCUUCCUCAACCUCGAAGCCGGCUACCCCCACUACUGCCUCGUCUUCGUCGCACGAGUCUCCGCGAGCUUCCAAGAACCAACCCAAGAACCUGGUAUCCAUCCAUAACCAGCACAUUAGGUCACCAGCCUCUCCCGAAGCCUCGACAAUCCAGGCAACCGGUACUUCGAUACUUAACAAGAAUUCGAGACCGCUCUCUAUACUUAACUCGUCCUCACCUUCAGCUAGCUCUUACUACCCUACCGCUGUUCCUAAGGUUCCCGAGCAGAAGCCGAAGCCUGCCGAGAUUCAAGAUGAACACUCCCAGCCUGUAGCCGUUCCCUUCUCCUCUUCCCAUUCGGAACAGGCCUCAUCUUACGCCCACGAUUUCCAUGACGAGGACAGCCUAUUAUCAGGCCCCGCCUCCAGUAGUAUCCAGGAUAUGUCCUAUCCACACCCUCGGCCGCCGCGCCUCCCGCUCCCGAUAGAGGAAGAGAUCCAUACUCCCGGGUCGCCCAUCAUCGCGCCGAGUGAUGCUGACGUUAAGGAUGUUGACGACGCAUCUCUCGAGGAUUCGGUCAGUCUGACUCGUCGCACAUCAGGACUUAGCAAUGCGACUGACGAGGAUGACACCGAAGAACUCCGGGUUGACAAGACGAGACCUACGAUACCAACCCGGAUUGAGUGGUCGCGGGGCGGCCAGAAAGUCUAUGUCACAGGAACGCCGUUUCAAUGGAGUAGGAAACAGCGAUUGCUUCCAUCUAAGGAUAGAGACGGUGUGCUAGAGACGGUAAUACCCGUUUUUCCGGGCACGCAUCAUAUAAAAUUCUUGGUCGAUGGCAAUAUGCAGACGUCGCCAGACCUGCCUACUACUGUCGAUUUUGGAAACAAUCUGGUAAACUAUAUUGAAGUAAGCGGAGACAAUACCGACUCGCGGAGCGUCCCAUUAGAUGUCGGUGUUCCUAAAUCGAACGAGGCUGCUCUAUCUCUUCCUUCAAGGCAGCCUUCGCACGACGACUCUGCUAGGGGUCCCCAGCAGAAGGUCAUAGAUCCAAUCGAGAACUUCUCGGGCAAGAUUCCCCAAUAUCUAGACGAUUUUGACCAGCCUGAAGAUUCUUCAGCAUAUAGAAUUUCUUCCUUGGCCCUCGAACGACUCCCGCCACCGCCCAGCCUACCUGGUUUCUUGAGUAAGCCGAUCAUGAACAAUGUCACACUGAUCAAGGAUGACAACAGCGUCCUGAACAUGCCAAACCACACCAUGCUUAAUCACCUGGCCACUUGUAGUAUUAAGAACAAUGUUCUUGCCGUAUCGGCCACUACCAGGUACCAGAAUAAGUACGUAACUACAAUUAUUUACAAGGCUACGAAGAGCGAAUAG
Molecule: messenger RNA, 1368 nt
Organism: Daldinia vernicosa
Lineage: Eukaryota; Fungi; Ascomycota; Sordariomycetes; Xylariales; Hypoxylaceae
Product: carbohydrate-binding module family 48 protein
Exons: 3
Coding region: 1-1368 (455 amino acids)
Biological process (GO): signal transduction
Cellular component (GO): nucleus; cytoplasm; nucleotide-activated protein kinase complex
Molecular function (GO): protein kinase binding
Source: RefSeq, a predicted model, not a curated record